CCAACACCCCCCCCCGUUCGACCACCAACAAAAUACAGAAUGAAGUACUCGGCUGACGUCUCCUCCUCCCGCCGCCAGUGCCGCAAGGCCCACUUCUCCGCUCCCUCCUCCGUCCGCCGCACCCUCAUGUCUGCUCCCCUCUCCAAGGAGCUCCGUGAGAAGUACGGUGUCCGCUCCAUGCCCAUCCGCAAGGACGACGAGGUCCUCGUUGUCCGUGGUUCCCAGAAGGGCAAGGAGGGCAAGGUCACCUCCGUCUACCGCCGCAAGUGGGUCAUUCAGGUCGAGCGUAUCGUCCGUGAGAAGGUCAACGGUGCUUCUGCCCCGGUUGGUCUUGACGCCUCCAAGGUUGUCAUUACUUCUUUGAAGUUGGACAAGGACCGUCUCGCUAUCCUUCAGCGCAAGGGUGGCAAGGCUCAGGAGUCUGCUUAA
Molecule: messenger RNA, 429 nt
Organism: Saitoella complicata NRRL Y-17804
Lineage: Eukaryota; Fungi; Ascomycota; Saitoellomycetes; Saitoellales; Saitoellaceae
Product: 60S ribosomal protein L26
Exons: 3
Coding region: 40-429 (129 amino acids)
Biological process (GO): cytoplasmic translation; ribosomal large subunit biogenesis
Cellular component (GO): ribosome; cytosolic large ribosomal subunit
Molecular function (GO): structural constituent of ribosome; RNA binding
Source: RefSeq, a predicted model, not a curated record